Molecule: messenger RNA, 4542 nt
Organism: Penicillium alfredii
Lineage: Eukaryota; Fungi; Ascomycota; Eurotiomycetes; Eurotiales; Aspergillaceae
Product: sulfite reductase (NADPH) subunit beta
Exons: 5
Coding region: 1-4542 (1513 amino acids)
Biological process (GO): sulfate assimilation
Cellular component (GO): sulfite reductase complex (NADPH)
Molecular function (GO): iron-sulfur cluster binding; FMN binding; sulfite reductase (ferredoxin) activity
Source: RefSeq, a predicted model, not a curated record
AUGGCGUCGGUUUCAACUGCUGGCGAAGCAGCGGCGAGAAUCGCCUACCUGACGAGCGAUGUCGUCCUCUCCGUCCAGCCGUCGCUGCAGUCCGACUCGCUGUUCUCCAAGUCGCUCAAGGCUUUGAAGGCAAACAAGGCAGGCACUCUUUUGUCACGGGGUACCGCGGAGGUACGAACUACCGUCUCUGUGACGACCAGCUCCUCGAUCUUGAUCCCUUCGGUUCCUCAUCUGUACCGCCUGGCCAACUACCCGGUUGUUAUCCAUGUCGCUCUGGAGCCCUAUCCGUUCCCCGACUACUCUGUGAUCAGUUCGAUCCGCCAAAGCGGCUUCACUUUCUUGCAGUCGGAGACUAUCGAAGAGGCCCAGGACAUUUCCAUCACUGCUCAUGCGCUGGCCCUCAAGUCUGGAAAGGGUGUUAUCCACUUUUUUGAUCCGUCCAACUCCGCCAACGACCCCGCAAUCCCUCCCGAGAACAUCGACGUUGUGAAGAAGGUGCUCAGCUUGGGUGGAGCUACUGCUUCGCACACCAAUGCCACUGGAGCCCAGACUUUGUACGCCGACUCCGGCCGUAUCGCCACGGUUUCCGCAGAAGGGCUGGAGCCCUCUUCUGCUGGUCAGGGAGAAGCCUCGGCUAACCUAACAGUCCCCUCUCAAACCCAGACUCCUUCAAAUGUCAGCCUUGACAACUCAUCUGUUGGAUCUUCACGGCGGGACAGCAGUGCGGGAAGCGAGGCCCCGAGCUCGACUGCCACAACGGUAGACAACGCCAGUGUCCGGCCAGUCAAUGCGGCCGAUAUUUUUGACUGGACGGCUCAGAUUUGGAACGUUCUUUACAAGGAGGUUGGCCGCAAAUAUAAUGCUAUUGAAUAUACCGGUCCCGCCGAUGCCAAGUCAGCUAUAUUUGUCUUUGGCUCCACAGGGGUAUUUGUGGAUGCCCUCUCCAACGCCCCCGCCAACAGCGAGUUGGAAAACAUUGGUCUCGUCACUGCUCGUCUGUAUCGCCCCUGGGUUGGUGGUCAGAUCUCGAAUGUGAUUCCCAAAUCAGUUGAGAAGAUCGCUGUCCUGGAGCAGGUUCGCAGGACCACUAAGUGGGGUCCUUCUUUCAUGGACCUUUUGUCCAGCCUGACCCCCUCUGGUGUCCGCAGCCAGGCCGCUCAGGUCGUUGGAUAUCGUCUUGGCUUCGUGGAACCCUCUACCGCUGUUCAGGCUCUUCGAGGCAUCCUCCAGAACCUGAACUCUCCGACUCCCAUCCAGAACCUGGAGAUUGGCAGCCCCAAAGUCCCCACCAUUCAAAGUGCUCUCCAGCAGCCUCGCAUCGAAAAUGCCUAUUUCAAAAUCCUGAACCAACUCUUUGGCGAGCGCCUCUACAUUGCCAACCAACUCGGAUCCAAGAACGUCGGUGUUCCGUCGACUAUCGCCUCUAGCCCUGAGUAUGGGUUUGGCUCCCUGCUGGCUCGCAUGGAACACCGCGAACGGUUCAUUCGCGAGGUUGAGGAGGCCUCCAAGUCUAGUAGCUUCGCCACUGACACUCCCAAGACUUGGCUGUCUCGAUGGGCCUUGAAUGCAAGGGACGCCUCCAAGGCAAACAAACUUGCCCCGGAUGUCAUCGCCCGCCUCUCCAAUGAUGGUUCCAAGCUAUCUCGCCAGCUUCUGACAUCCAAGCAGCUCUUCUAUGACGAGUCCGAAUGGCUCAUUGGCUCCGACGCCUGGGCCUACGACAUUGGAAACUCUGGUGUCCACCACGUUUUGGCCUCUGGCGCCGAUGUGAAUAUGCUGAUCAUCGACUCGCAACCAUACUCUGAGCGCACUGCCGCCGACCCCACCCGCCGAAAGAAGGACAUUGGUCUUUACGCCAUGAACUUUGGCAACGCGUAUGUUGCUUCGGUUGCGGUCUACAGCUCGUACACUCAAGUCCUGCAGGCUAUGACCGAGGCUGAGCAGUUCAAGGGCCCGUCUGUGGUUGUUGCCUACUUGCCUUACAACCAGGAGAAUGACUCCGCUCUCAGUGUGCUUCAGGAAACCAAGAACGCUGUGGAUGUCGGCUACUGGCCGCUGUACCGCUGGAACCCUGAUAACGAGGAGAAGAGCAAGCCGAAGUUCUCUCUUGAUUCCGAGCGCAUUAAGCGUGAGCUGGAAGAGUUCCUUCGUCGGGACAAUCAGCUCACCCAGCUCAUGAACCGCCACCCUAACUUCUCAUCCGCUCUCUCUGAAUCCUACGGCACUGAGGUUCGAGCCCUGCAGAAGCGCAAGGCCAAGGACUCAUAUGAGAAGCUUUUGGAGGGCCUGUUCGGUGCUCCUCUCACUAUCCUCUUUGCAUCGGACAAUGGCAACGCCCAGAACAUCGCCAAGCGUCUGGGUAACCGUGGUCGUGCCAGGGGUUUGAAGACCAUGGUUCUAGCCAUGGAUGACUACCCCAUGGAUGAUUUGUCUACUGAGGAGAACGUGGUUUUUAUCACCAGUACCGCUGGUCAGGGUGAAUUCCCGCAAAACGGCCGGGGACUGUGGGAGGUUGUCAAGAACUCUGGUGAUCUCGAUCUGUCCGCCAUCAACUACUCCGUGUUCGGUCUGGGUGACAGUCACUACUGGCCGCGCAAGGAGGACAAGAUCUACUACAACAAGCCUGCCAAGGACCUUGAUGCUCGUGUCAGCUUCCUCGGUGGCCACAAACUUGCCGAUAUUGGUCUCGGUGAUGACCAGGACCCAGAUGCUUACCAGACUGGGUACUCGGAGUGGGAGCCUCGGCUGUGGCAAGCCCUGGGUGUUGAUAAGGUUGAGGGUCUGCCGGAAGAGCCCGCACCUUUGACCAACGAGGAUAUCAAGAUUCAGUCCAACUACCUGCGUGGUACCAUCGCCGAGGGUCUGCUGGAUGAGAGCACCGGUGCAAUUUCCGCCAGCGAUGCGCAGCUGACCAAGUUCCACGGCACCUACAUGCAGGACGAUCGUGACCUUCGGGAUGAGCGCAAGGCCCAGGGCUUGGAGCCCGCUUAUAGUUUCAUGAUCCGUUGCCGUCUCGCUGGUGGUGUUGCUACGCCUUCGCAGUGGCUGCAAAUGGACGCCAUCAGCAGCUCGCACGGUAAUGAGACGAUGAAGCUGACGACUCGCCAAACCUUCCAGUUCCAUGGAGUCAUCAAGCGCAACCUUCGUGGCGCGAUGCGUGGCAUCAACAGGGCACUCAUGUCCACCGUUGCUGCUUGCGGUGACGUGAACCGCAACGUCAUGUGCAGUUCUCUUCCGGAGCUUUCCUAUUUCCACCGCGAGACUUGGGCCAUUUCUGAGAAGAUCGACCAGCACCUUCUCCCCUCCACGACUGCUUACCAUGAGAUUUGGCUGAAGGAUGAGGACGACAAGAAGGUCCAGGUUGCUGGAGAUGCUGUUGUCGAUUCCGAACCCCUCUAUGGUCCCACAUAUCUUCCUCGCAAGUUCAAGAUCACUAUUGCCAUUCCUCCACACAACGACACCGAUGUCUACGCGCACGACAUUGGCCUGAUCGCCAUCAAGGGUGCCGAUGGGCACCUGGAAGGCUUCAACGUCCUGGCUGGUGGUGGUAUGGGCUCCACUCACAACAAUAAGAAAACGUACCCUCAAACCGGCCGCAUGUUCGGUUACUUCCCGGCGGAUAAGGUGCACAUUGCAUGUGAGAAGAUCAUGCUCGUGCAGCGUGACCACGGUGAUCGCCAGAACCGCAAGCACGCCCGUCUCAAGUACACCAUUGACGACAUGGGCGUCGAUGUCUUCCGCGGCAAGGUUGAAGAGCUUCUACCGGAGGGACUGCGAUUCGCUGAGCCCCGCCCCUUCAAGUUCGACUCCAAUGUCGACACCAUCGGCUGGCAGAAGGACGAGAAGGGCCUGAACCACUUCACCUUCUUCAUUGAGAAUGGCCGUAUUGAAGACACUGCCGAUUUUACCAUGCGGACGGGUCUCCGCGAGUUGGCGCAGCUCAACAAGGGCGAGUUCCGUCUCACUGGCAACCAACACUUGAUCCUGUCCAACAUUGUCGACGAGGAUCUGCCCACCAUCAAGGCGGUCAUGGCCAAGCACAAGCUCGACAACACCUCUUUCUCGGGCAUGCGUCUGUCCUCGUCUGCCUGUGUUGCCUUCCCGACCUGCGGUCUUGCCAUGGCGGAAUCCGAGCGCUACCUUCCCAUCCUGAUCUCCAAGCUCGAGUCAACUCUCGAGGAGGUUGGCCUGGCCCGCGAGAGCAUCGUCAUGCGUAUGACCGGUUGCCCUAACGGAUGUGCUCGCCCUUGGCUCGCCGAGGCUGCCUUCGUCGGAAAGGCGUACGGUGCCUACAAUAUGUACCUGGGUGGCGGUUACCACGGCCAGCGCCUCAACAAGCUGUACCGCUCCUCCAUCAAGGAAGAUGAGAUCCUCGAGAUCAUGAAGGAUCUUCUCAAGCGCUACUCCCUCGAGCGCAACACCGACGGUGAAACCCCCGAGCGCUUUGGUGACUGGUGUAUCCGCGCUGGCGUGAUCAAGGCAACCACCGAUGGUCAAAACUUCCAUGAAGGGGUUGCCGAAGAAGACGAGGACGAGGAGUAA